AUGAAUACGGACGCUGCAUUGGAUGCUAAUCAUAAUGUAAUGGGCUUAGGCUGGGUUCUUCGAGAUCACCUUGGUGUGUUUUUAGCUGCUAAGGCCAUUCGUAUAAGUGGUAAUUACAGUGUCCAGGAGGCUGAGGCUAUGUGUGUUCGUGAAGCGAUGAGUUGGUUGCACGGAACCGGGAUGGGUAACGUAGAUGUUGAAACUGAUAGUCAACUCGUGUAUUAUGCUUUAUCUUUGAAUCCUUUUAUUUCUGCUUUUGGUUUUCUUAUUGACGAUGUUAGAGAAGUUGCAUCUACGAUUGAGGGUGUAGACUUCUGUUUUGUUAAUCGAUCUGCGAAUCGUGCUGCCCACAUUAUUGCUCGGGAGGCCGUUUCUUUGUCAGGUUGCGGGGAGUGGUGCGUUGAAGGAGAACGAAUUGCUCUUCUCCAAUUCAAGGAAAGCUUAAUUGAUACAUCAAACCGUCUCUCUUCAUGGAGCGGUCUUGAUUGUUGUGAAUGGGAGGGAAUUUCUUGUAGCACAACAACUGGCCAUGUCCUAAAGCUUGAUUUGCACAACCCAGCUACACCUCCUUAUGUUAUUGACAACUAUAGCUAUGGUUUGCCAUCAAACUAUAGCAACAACUGCUUGGGAGGUGAGAUCAAUCAUUCUCUUAUCAACAUAACAUAUUUGAAUUACCUUGAUCUAAGCCUCAACAAUUUUUCUAAGAUUCGAAUUCCUGAAUUUUUCGGAUCUUUCAAAAACUUGAGGUAUCUUAACAUCUCAAGCUCUGGUUUUGUGGGAAAUAUUCCCACUCAUCUUGGAAAUCUUUCAAGCUUAGAGUAUCUCCACCUUGGAGAGGCUUUGGUUGGAGUUCCAUCUUAUAAUGAUUUGACUACGGAUAACUUGGACUGGUUGGCUAGCCUUUCUUCCCUAAAAAGCCUUGACAUGUCUUGGAUUUCAAUUCGGCAUAGUGAAGAUUGGUUACGCACUAUCAACAAGCUUGUGUCUUUAUCUUCUUUAAACUUGACUGGUUGUCAGCUCAACACAACUAGUCCUCUUUCACAUGUUAACUCCACCUCUCUCAUCUCCCUUGAUCUCAGAGAAAAUAGUUUGGAUUCUGCAAUCUUUCUGUCUAAUCUCACAAGACUAGAGCAUUUGAAUCUAGGCUUCAACUCUCUUAAUUCUAGCAUGCUAGAAAUCUUUGAGCCCUUAGCCCCUCUAAAGGUCCUUGACCUUUUUAGAAAUGCCUUUACAGGCACACUGGUUCCGUUGUGUAAGUUGCACAAUUUGGUUUUCAUGGAUCUUAAUUCUAACAAUUUUCAAGGUUCAAUCCCCAAUUGUCUUGGAAACUUGACUUCUUUAACCUCUCUUGAUUUAAGGUAUAAUUGGUUUACAAGUUCGAUUCCCAAUUCUCUUGGAAACUUGACUUCUUUAAUCUCUCUUAGUUUAAGUGCUAAUAGCUUUACAGGUUCAAUUCCCAAUUCUCUUGGAAACUUGACUUCUUUAACCUCUCUUAGUUUAAGUGGUAAUAGCUUUACGGGUUCAAUUCCCAAUUCUCUUGGAAACUUGACUUCUUUAACCUCUCUUGAUUUGAGUGAGAAUAUCUUCACUGGUUCAAUUCCAAAUACCAUUGGUAGUCUUUGUAGAUUGCAAGUGCUUGAUUUCUCGAUGAAUAAAUUGACAGACUCCAUUGCAGUUCUUCCUGAUUGCCUAUUAGAUAGUUUGAAAGAAUUGUUCUUAGAUUCUAACAAUUUCAGUGGUCAACUUCCAAACCAGUUGUACAAGUAUAAGAAUCUGGAAAUCCUUUCUGUGUCUUCAAACUCCUUCGCUGGUCCAAUAAUUGAGUCACUUGGAAAUUUGUCAAUGUUGAGAAACUUGUAUAUUGAUAGCAAUAAGUUUAGCAGUAGCAUUCCCUCAAGUUUUGGAGAACUUUCAAAUCUUAGAGCAGUAGAUAUAUCUUAUAAUUCAUUUGUAGGUGUCCUCUCAGAAUUUCACUUUUCAAAACUUAGUAAUCUUAAAGAUUUGUACAUAUCUGGAAAUUUAUUUGUUUUCAAUAUAAGCUCCAACUGGGUUCCACCUUUUCAACUCGACGAAAUUGCAAUGGAAUCCGUGAAAAUUGGUCCUCACUUUCCUCAUUGGCUUCGUACUCAAAGAAAUGUUGAAACUCUAUUUAUGUCUAAUGCAAGCAUCUCAAGUGCUAUCCCUGAUUGGUUUGGAAAAUUUUUCUGGAAUUGCGAUGCAUUAGAUCUCCAUGAAAAUCAUUUAAGUGGAGAGCUUCCCUUGGAACCCCAUGUUGAAGGUUACAUGAAGGCAAAGAUUCGUUAUCUUUCUCUUUCAACGAAUUAUUUGAGUGGUGGUAUCCCCAAAUGGCUAUGCAGUUUAAAAUAUUUAGAGAUUCUUGCUCUAUCUACAAAUAAGUUAUAUGGAGAAAUACCUUCAUGCUUAGGAAAACUACAAAGUUUGAAAGUUCUUGAUUUGGGGAAGAACAAUCUAAGUGGCCUCAUUCCAAAUUCACUGGGAUCUCUACAAGAGCUAUAUUCUUUGCACUUGCAGAACAACAAACUUGAAGGAAAACUCCCCUCAAGCAUGCAGAAUUUAACAAGCUUGGAAAUCUUGGAUUUGAGUGAAAAUGAAUUUAUGGAUGUUAUCCCUCCCUGGAUUGGGAAAAAUUUAUUGAGUUUGAAAUAUCUUGUAUUUUAUACAAAUAAGUUCUAUGGGGAUAUUCCAUUGCAAUUGUGCCAACUGCAUGAUCUUCGAUUGUUGAAUUUGGCAAAUAAUAACAUAUCUGGAUACAUCCCAUGGUGUAUUGGCAACCUGACUGGAAUGGUUUCUAAUGGCAACCCAGCAUACUAUGGGAAUCGUUCUGCUUAUGGAGACAAUUACGAUGAUGAAAUUGAUCAAGUCAUAAAAGGAUUAACAUUGCAAUACACUAAAACCCUUCAAUUCUUAAGAUCUAUAGACCUUUUAGGAAUCACAUUGUCGGAAAGAUCCCAAUUGAGAUAA
Ipomoea triloba (trilobed morning glory) is the source of this 2982-nucleotide messenger RNA. Its product is annotated as receptor-like protein EIX1. The transcript is spliced from 2 exons. NCBI's taxonomy places the organism in Eukaryota, Viridiplantae, Streptophyta, Magnoliopsida, Solanales, Convolvulaceae. Gene Ontology annotation, molecular function: protein binding; nucleic acid binding; RNA-DNA hybrid ribonuclease activity. The record is from RefSeq and is a predicted model, not a curated record. The coding region runs from base 1 to 2982 and encodes 993 amino acids.